ACUAGUCAACUAUAUUUAUCAAACUUUGUUACUUAUGCACAUGAAUCCAAUCAUCCAUGAGGACUUCAGUGCAUUGCACAUCGAUCUCCCAAUUCUAAUCAUUUUGGGUACCUCUUGUAGGAAAUCUAUGGACAUAUACAGUAAUGUAUCAUCUCCAAGUCUUGACUUCGUGGGAGCACCUUCGUUAUCUCUGCUAGGAAGCUCAUUCUUUGGCUCAUCUCUCAUAAGAAGAAACACUCCUGAGAUAUUGCCUUCUCUUCACAAUCCUCUCAUACCGCCAGAAGAAGAAGAAAAAGAAGCUCACAAGCAUAUUUCUCAUGAUGAGAAUCCCUCCAAUGAUGCACGUAGAAUUCCAAUUUCCCGCCAAAGCUCUUAUGGCCAAGCAAUGGUAAAUGGCAUGAAUGUCCUCAGCGGAGUAGGAAUUCUUUCUACUCCUUAUGCUGUGAAGGAAGGUGGAUGGGCUGGACUUUCAAUAUUAUUCAUUUUUGGUGUGCUUUCUUUCUAUACUGGCAUGCUCCUGAGGUACUGCUUGGAUAGCCAACCCGGGAUUGUGACGUACCCAGACAUUGGUCAGGCUGCUUUUGGUACAACAGGACGAAUUUUUGUAUCAGCUUUAUAUAUUGAAGGCCUUGCUGACUUUGACAUGCUUAGUGUCCCAUAUUGUUGGAGGGUUAUAGCUUCAGUAUUGGUUGUCCUUUGCUUGUACUGGGCUAGCUUGGUGGAUCAUGUAGGCUUUGAAAACAAAGGGACUCUGUUGGUGAAGUUAUUGGUGAAGUUGUUGGUGAAGCUCCUUGGUGAAGCUGUUGGUGAAGCUGUUGGUGAAGUUGUUGGUGAAGCUCGUAUGUGA
Solanum lycopersicum (tomato) is the source of this 847-nucleotide messenger RNA. Lineage: Eukaryota; Viridiplantae; Streptophyta; Magnoliopsida; Solanales; Solanaceae. The record is from RefSeq and is a predicted model, not a curated record.